AUGGCCCGAGAACGAGGAAGUACUGUGGAAAUGAUCGUAUGUGCUACCGGAUGGCCCACACCUACUGUCAAAUGGUUCAAGGAAGUACCAACCAUUCACCAAUCAUUCCAGGACGGCAAAGAGAUCGUUUCUGAAGGUCCUGACGGUGGAACCGUGAUCUUUACCGACGAACGAGGCAUUCAUCACCUAGUGCUGCUCAAUGUAGGUCCCAAGGACGAAGGCGAAUACUCACUAGAGGCCACUAACAAGCUGGGCUCGGCUAAAACCGAAGGUGCUCUGAGUAUCAUUCGACCACGACAGGUUGAAGGUUACGGUCCUGACGAGAGGUAUGGAAAAAACUUGGCCAAAAAAA
Messenger RNA from Cooperia oncophora, 352 nucleotides. NCBI's taxonomy places the organism in Eukaryota, Metazoa, Nematoda, Chromadorea, Rhabditida, Trichostrongylidae. The record is from the annotation of a GenBank genome assembly.